Molecule: messenger RNA, 1083 nt
Organism: Microthlaspi erraticum
Lineage: Eukaryota; Viridiplantae; Streptophyta; Magnoliopsida; Brassicales; Brassicaceae
Source: the annotation of a GenBank genome assembly
AUGGAGUCGACGGCAACAUUCGACCGUGCAAGCGAGGCCAAAGCAUUCGACCAGAUGAAGCUCGGUGUGAAGGGUCUCGCCGACACCGGAAUCACACAAAUCCCACGCAUUUUCCAUGACCCGGAAGCCUCGGUAUCAGCAAACCCGGAACCCUCCUCACCGGUGACGAUCCCAGAGAUCGAUCUUGCAGGUGGCUUGUUGGUGGAUUCCACAGUCACCCGGGAGAGUGUGAUUGCCAAGGUUAAGCACGCGAUGGAGACUUUUGGAUUUUUCAGGGCGGUCAACCAUGGGAUUCCACUCGAUACCAUGGAGAAGAUGAUAGCUGGGGUUCGUGGCUUUCACGCGCAAGAUCCAGAAGUGAGAAAAGCGUUCUAUACUCGAGACAAAACCAAGAAGCUUAAGUAUAACACUAACGCUGAUUUCUAUGACGCUCCUGCUGCGAGUUGGAGAGACACCUUAAGUUGUUUUAUGGCUCCUGAUGCUCCAAAAGCUGAAGACUUACCAGAGAUUUGUGGGGAAAUCAUGUUGGAGUACUCGAAGCAAGUGAUGAAGUUAGCAGAGUUAAUUUUAGAGCUUGCGUCAGAAGCUUUAGGGCUGAAUCCUAACCACCUCAAAGAUAUGGAUUGCGUAAAAGGUUUAUAUAUGCUUUGCCAUUGCUAUCCACACUGUCCUGAGCCAGACAAAACACUCGGUGCAAGAAAGCACACAGACAGAACUUUCAUCACUAUUCUUCUUCAAGACCACAUUGGAGGACUUGAAAUUCAACAUGAUGGAGGUUGGGUCCCAGUUGCUCCUACUCCAGGAUCUCUCAUCGUUAACGUUGGAGAUCUUCUUCAGCUUAUAACCAAUGACAAGUUUGUAAGCGUGGAACAUAAGGCUUUGGCGAACAAAGCUAAAGAGCCGCGCAUCUCAAUCGCAUCUUUCUUUGUGCAUCCUACGAGUUCCCGUUUAUAUGGACCGAUCAAAGAGCUCUUGUCUGAAGAAAACCCUCCCAAGUACAGAGAAACAACUGCGCAAGCCUCCAACCACUAUGUUGCUAGAAUUCCAAAUGCUAAUGCUUCGUUGCAACAUUUAAGGAUCUGA